UUUUCAAUAUUAUUUAUUUUGAAAUAAAUUAUAAUAAUGAGUAAAGUUAGUAAAGGUGGAUUUUCCUGUGUCAUGUGUAAAAACAUAUCUGGACGAAACGCAGGAAUAAAAUUUUUUCGUUUUCCAAAAAAUCCAUUUAUUUAUUAUUGUUUAACCUCAUUUCAGAAUUUAACUUUUUUUAACUUUUUCUGUAAUUUUUUUUAUUUAUUCACUUAUCUCUUUAAUAACAAUUUGACACGAAUCAUAAAAAAUAUUUUUACUAUCUUUUUUUGUUUUAUAUCUUCGAAUAACGCGCUUUCUUACAAUCCAAAACAUGGCGGAUGGUCACGUGACUAGGUAACAUAAACAUCAAAGGUUCCGACUGUACUGUCGUAACUGGUUAUAGCUAAACUGUGAUAUCGUUCUAUCCCAUAGAAGAUGCGGACAGCUCCGCUCACAGAAGGUUGACUCUAUAUUAUAUAUCUCUAUGGUUUACACCGAGCACUUGGUACGCGUAUCAAAUAGUAAAUAACUAGUGAAUGUGUUUAAUCAUUGGCUGAUCAGCUUAAAUUCACUACUUGAUACACGUACCAAGUGCUCGGUGUAAACUAGAGCUAUGACGCACGUUCUAUUCCGCAGCUCUAUUCCGCACCAUGUGAUUUCAGCUUCAGUCCGAUAUAUCUUCAGGCUACAUUCCAAAACGUCCUUUCCGAGGAAAAUUUUACUCGAAAUAUAUAGUACACGUAACGUAUCCUAUAUUAUCCCCUGUGCAUCGUGCAUCACUGCCGGGAGUACCGGGGCCGCAAUCUACGAUCGCUGCCGUAUGUUCUGUAAUGUUUUUCUACCAUGGCGCUGCAGCAGGACAAGGUCGAUCUUUUGAAGAUUCUUGAGGACGACUGGGCGAACGACGAUUACGACUCGUUGGUACCGUUGGCGUAUAUAGCGAAUGCAUUCUCUCCCCCGUUAAAAACAAUGGCGGUACUGUCAAAGGAUGCGAUUAUGUCUCCAGCUACCAAGCUCAGCAACAUGACAUCAACGAUGAAUAUUAAGAACGUAACUGCUUUGAAGAACUUUGAUCUCUUCCUCGACAACACGAACAACAAUAACAAUACCAAGAAGAAAAUCAAUGAAGAGAAUACCAAAGAGAAGAAAUACUAUCCGUUAUUCACCAAAAGAUAUUCUGUACCUGAUAAAAUCUUUGAAAAAACAAGUAAGGCUAAUACUACGAAAACAGUGAAAAGAAACAUGCAGUGGCAGCUAUCUGCAAAAGGUGGUGGUGCAGAAGGUCAAUGUCAAUUGGACAUUGGUCAGAAACAUUUUGGCACCACUCAGUGUCCAGCUUGUAGUGUUGUCUACCAAUUGGGUGAUCCCGGGGAUGAAAAUGCUCAUUUGAAUUAUCACAACAGCAUACGGACUCUAAAAUUUCAGGGAUGGAAGAACGAGCGUGUUAUACUGGAGGAUCAUUUUACUUCCAGCAGAAUAAUCUUGGUUGAACCACAUGAUCCUAAGCAACACUGGAAGAAGGUACUGGAAAUAUUGGCUGUUGUAGAUAAAGAUUUGGGACUGGCGGAGAUGGAUAGUUCAGAUUAUCAGAGCAAACAAAUCUAUUUGUAUGUACGCGAAAAAAGGGUUAUUGGAGUAUUGGUGGCGGAAUAUAUUGAGAAAGCAUUUCGCAUGAUUCCUGAAGAAUUAAUUAAGCUCAAUUGUUGCACUGCCGAGAGUACACCUACGAAAUGUGGCAUAAACGUUGUAUGGGCCGCAAUGAGUCAUCGCAAACAGGGUAUAGCUACUAAACUCGUUGAUAUUUUAAGAGCAAAGUUUUUUUACGGUUACGUCAUGUCGUUGGAUGACAUAGCGUUCUCAAUGCCUACUCCAGAUGGUAAAAUCUUUGCUGAGAAAUACACCAAAACGAAGAACUUUAAGGUUUACAAUUAAAUCUGCUAUAUUUAAGUUCCUACUUGGUCUAAAUAUCUUUUGAACCAUUAGCAAAACGUCUAUUUAUAUUACACAUUUUAUCUUAUUUUAUUAAUGAUUGUUUUGUGUCUAUAAAACUUUUAUGACAGAUGUUGAUGAAUGAGAGCGAUAGGUUUUUUAAAUUUUAUGCAUUAACUUUAACAAGUUUGUAUACGUUUAAAUUGUUACAUUUUACUAUAUAAUUCUAUACCUAGUAAAAAAGAAAUGCUUUUUUAAAGUCAAUAGAUACCAAUAUAUACCAAAUAUUUGAAAAUUUAAGUUAGUUUAUAUAUAAUAUUAAAAGAUUAAAAAAUAUUUCGAAAUACAUUUAGUGAUUUCAUUUCUAUUCGAUCGAAUAUAGAAAUUCCUGUUUAAUUUAAUAUUUUAUGCAACAUAUGAAUAUGUUUAACACUAAGUUAUCAUAAAAUGUGUUAUAUAUUUAAAAUAAUCUGCGUUCAAUAAAGAAAUAACUGAAUUGAACUGA
Monomorium pharaonis (pharaoh ant) is the source of this 2416-nucleotide messenger RNA. RefSeq names its product N-acetyltransferase ESCO2. The record is from RefSeq and is a predicted model, not a curated record. Gene Ontology annotation, biological process: mitotic sister chromatid cohesion. Gene Ontology annotation, molecular function: protein-lysine-acetyltransferase activity. Lineage: Eukaryota; Metazoa; Arthropoda; Insecta; Hymenoptera; Formicidae. The coding region runs from base 826 to 1914 and encodes 362 amino acids. Gene Ontology annotation, cellular component: nucleus; chromatin. The transcript has 5 exons.